AGAACCUUAGGAAGUUUGUGUUGGCCCGGCUGGGGAGGGGAGACCAAAGCCCCUCAGCAGGUACAAGCAAGUUUAGUGGUGCCCAGCUCUGAAGCCUCAGCUCUUGCCAAACGGACCGUAGACCCAUGUCAGUGAACCUAAACGAUGUCCUCUGCACUCUUCAGGAGGAGCAGGUCAGACUAAAGAUGAAGCUGCAGGAGCUGCAGCAGUUGAGAAGGGAGCGCAGGGACCCCCCAAAAGACAAGGUAAAGUGGAAGAUCCCAUUCCCAGUGCCUGAAGUCCCCCUGGUAUUCCGAGGACACACUAAGCAGGGCAGGGAAGUGCCUAAGUCUUUGGUUUCCAACCUGCGAGUCUGCUGCCCUCUGCCUGGCAGCUCUGCUCUGGUCACCUUUGAUGACCCCAAAGUGGCUGAGCAGGUGCUGAGACAAAAGGAGCAUAAGAUUGACAUGGAGGAGUGCAGGCUGCGGGUGCAGGUCCAGUCCUUGGAGCUGCCCAGAGUGACCACCAUCCAGGUGUCCAGUCAGACAGAUGGCCAGAGGGUGCUGGUCAGUGGGUUUCCUGUGGGACUCAAACUGAGUGAGGAGGAGCUGCUGGACAAGUUGGAGAUCUUCUUUGGCAAGUCUCGGAACGGGGGUGGGGAUGUGGAGACCCGGGAACUGCUACAAGGGAGUGUCAUGCUUGGUUUCGCCAAGGAAGAAGUGGCCCAGCACCUGUGCCAGAUUGGUCAGUUCAGAGUGCCCCUGGGUGGGCAGCAGGUCUCUCUGAAAGUUUCUCCCUACAUGAGUGGGAAGAUACAGAAGGCUGAGGUAAGUGGGAAGGUGCAGAACCAAGUGGCCAGGGAACCUAUCUGUCUGCCAGAGACCAGCUCAAGGAAGGCUUUGAGUGCCCCCAGCCCCACUAACCUACCCACCAGCCUGCUCUCCAGGCUUCCGGAUCUCUCCUGUACUCCCAUGCAGGCACUGCUUCUGUCUUGUACUCCCAUGAGCCUUUGCUAUCUCUUGGCUCUUUUUUUGGGGGGGCGGGGUUUACUGGGGUUUGAACUCAGGGCUUUGUACUUGCCAGGCAAACAUUCUACCACUUGAGCCAUACCCCAGCCCCCUCUCUCUGCUCUCUGCCAGAUCAAAUUCCAGCCAGUGCCCCGCUCAGUGCUGGUGCUCAACAUUCCUGAUGUCCUGGACAGCCAGGAGCUGCAUGACAUCCUGGAGAUCCACUUCCAGAAGCCCA
Castor canadensis (American beaver) is the source of this 1224-nucleotide messenger RNA. NCBI's taxonomy places the organism in Eukaryota, Metazoa, Chordata, Mammalia, Rodentia, Castoridae. The record is from RefSeq and is a predicted model, not a curated record.